UCCGUCCCGUCCGUCCGUUCGUUCGUUCGCCAUCCAGAAAGAAGAACGAAGAAAAAAGUAAGCGAGUGAGGAGAGCAAUCAAAAAACUGUGCUGAAAGUGAGAAAAAAAGGUGUCCGUUCGGAAUUGAAUUGUGCAAAUUUCCUGCUGAAACGAGUGUGUCCAUCGUCGCCAACACAGUGACCGCUUCCGGAAGGCUCUACACGAAUGAAGAAGCGUAAAGCACGCACGGCCGCCUAGUGAUCGUGAGACGACGAACAGUGACGACUAUUCCUGCCUGCCUUCAUCACAGUCUGUCUGCUGCAGCACCUUCUCCACCCGUCUGCUUAGUGGAUUAUGGCCUUAGCAGCCAGAAAGACACCAACGAAAAUUUAUGAUAUUCAGGCGCACAGCAACAAAGUAACAUGCUUGGACAUUGGCGAAACCGGGCGGGUCCUGGUUACCGGUGGACAGGAUCGAAAUGUCAACCUGUGGACGUUCGGCCACAGGGAGUGCUUUAUGUCCCUUACUGGCCAUAACGCUCCAAUCGAUUGUGUUAAGUUUGCCUGUUCGGAUGAUCAUGUUUACUCAGCGGACGAUACGGGGGUGGUAAAACGAUGGGAUCUGCACUCCGGUACGGAGUACACAACAUUCUACGGACACAUGAAAACAGUCCGGACGCUGGAUUUUCACCCGUACAGCGAGUAUGUGGUUUCCGGCAGUCACGAUACUUCGAUACGGCUAUGGGAUGUCCGACAGAGCGUGUGCAUUAAGCGCUAUCGGGGACACAUUUCCCAUGUAAACUCAGUCAAGUUCUCGCCGGAUGGGCUGUGGAUUGCUUCAGCUGGUACUGAAGGAAGCGUCAUAAUUUGGGACAUUCGAAUGAGUAAACAGUUUAUGGAGUUUUCCGAAGGAGAGUCGCCGGCGAUGUGUGUUCAAUAUCACCCGUCCGAUCUGCUGAUGGCUGCCGGACGAAACGACGGAAGCGUCGAUUUGUAUGACUUGGAAAAGAAACAGUUGAUUUCCCGGGCGGACAAAACACACUCGAAGGGACACACGGUGAAGUGUAUUGCAUUUGACGAAGGAGGCUCGUGCCUGUUCGUGGGUACGCCGGCUGGAAUUUCUGUGAUCGGAUGGGAACCGGACCAAGAGUAUGACCAUGUGGAUUCGACGUGGACGUUCCUAGGGGACAUGAUGACGGCUGGACAGAAGCUUAUUUGUGGAACGUACGAGACUAGGAAUGUUUCGAUACAUGUGUUGAAUCUGAGUCAGGUCAAGCCUUUCUACAAUCCACAGAACCAGCCAUUCAAUCACCAUCAAAGCUCACGGAAAAGCUUCAGUCGAGGAAGCGGGAAGGUGCGACUAUCGAUCGGAGAUCGAAGCUUUUCCGGAGAAGGCCACGAUGACAAUAAAAAUGGUGGUAUGUCACCUAAUCUUAGUAUCGAAAUGAUUGACGAGGAAGAACCCGCGCUAGCACAGGAGCCGCAGAAAGGAUUCGAUUUUAGUCAUCGAAACGGAAACGGAACGAACAAUUUUAACUCCUACUCUUCACCAAUCGCUUCCGUUGGACCGUCAUCAGUUUUGGUAACCCAGCCUUCUUCCAGUCCUCUCACAAACAGCAACUAUCUGGUCAAAGAAGAAAUGAAAAUGUUUAACAUGAGCACUUCUACCGGCUACUCGUGCGAUCUGGACUACUACCCUGUCAAAAACAAUCCUUCCGAUGCGGAAAAAGAAGACUUUCCCGUCAAAAGCGCUCAACCACCAGAUUAUGCCCCGAAGCUUACCAGCCUCAGUACAACCAGUUCCACCAGCACGACCUCUCUGAUAAAAUCGAGCCUUGUGAGACAAAAAACGGAACCAAGCAGUAGCACCACCACAACGCAGCAAAGACGUCCCUCGCAACCAAGCGUGGGGCUGGCAAGAAAUGUGACCACCAGCAACCUAACCAGACGAAUAUCGACCUCCAGAAGCACCCUCGAGUUGAACAAACUCGCCCAGGAAGAGCAUGUAAUCUACAAAAAGCCCAUCAGCCGAGGCAGUUCGCCGAUCCGCAACAACACCGCGCUGAGUAGUAAAAUCCGCAAGAGCGAAAGCUCCGCACAAAUAGGUAGCCACAAGAACGGCACCAAUCGGUACAGCAGUGCCUCAAACCACAAUGCCAACGUGAAGGUGGAGAUAGUUACGAAGCCCGUCCGGUCGAAAACCUCGCUAGACUUGCGCCAGCGCAACAAUAACUCCGAGAUGCACAGCACCAGCGCAACGAUGAGUCGGGCCGGAAUAAUCCAUCACAACACAUCCGCCGUCGGCGGUCACAGCUUAACCCACAUCGGCAUCUCCGAUAGUGGCGGUUUGGACCGGGACUCACUGAUGAUGCCGCCACCGCCACCCGCAUCGAUAAUCCCCGUUGCCACCCAUUCGCUUCCGCAGCACCAUUCGUACGCACCGAUUAUUCGAUUGUCGCACGAUGGUAUUGCGACUUUCACCGAUGGCCGCGGGAUGGGUUCGAACGAGGAGUACGAGAUUCAACUGUUGAUGAACGAACACGACAGCAUCUUCCAAGCUCUCUCCAACCGGACGGCACUGCUGUCCGCCAUACGGAAGUACACUCAGUCCGGCGAUGUCACAAUGGCCCUUCAGGUGGCUGUUAGGAUGAAUGAUCAGCAUCUGCUGGUUGAUUUGCUCGGAGCUAUUCUGGAGAAAUCCGCACAAUUUACGUUGGACAUGUGCGUUCUGCUGUUGCCGAAAAUCUAUGAGCUGCUGCAGAGUGAAUACAAGUUCCAUUGUACGCGGGCCUGCGAUACGCUGCGUGUGAUUCUGACGACAUUUCUGGACAUGAUUCGGGAAAACACGUACGGCGGUUGCACCCUGGGAGUGGACAUCAGCCGGGAGGAACGCUACCGGAAGUGUGCGGAGUGCAAGAAGUGGCUGAUCAGCAUACGGAGCCUGCCGGAGAACGCCAAGAUCGGUACCAACCUGCAGCAGCUGCAAAAUAUGAUAGUCGACUUGUGAGGUGAGCGAGCCAACGGCUUUAUUCUUUCUCUUUUUUUUCUCUAAUUUUAACCUAUCCUAGUAUGAUUGUUAGUUCGAUUGUGUUUCGCUCCGCGGAAAAGAGUUCAGAACUCAGAAGACAGAAGAGUACGGGGCACGAUUGAGUAGCAAAAUGCUCGUGACUAAAUAAAAUUUACCGCUAACGCCACUAAUUUAUUGAACAAAGCCGCAAAAACAUGAAAUUGUGUAACUGCAAAUUUUAAACUUUUUUUAUUUGUUUUUAUCUUAGAAGAGAAAAAACGUAAUUAUUUUAAUCUUAAACUAACGCAAGCAAAGGGGCGAAAAUACACAUUUACUUCGAUACAGAUUAUUAAUAAGACUGAGCAUUUUAAUUGAGUAUGCAAAACAAGGCGGAAAAAUAUCCUAACUGAGCAGUGGGAUUUUAUUUUCACUACACCUUAGGCACAUAGCUGAUGUUACAAUUAAAACAUGCGAAUUUUUACUCCUAACAAACCCAAUUCGGAAGAAAAGCUCAAUCCCAAAUAUUAACGUCAGAAUGGCACCGGAUACUAAGCAAACGAAAGACAGAAAAAAAUCAGGAAAAGGUGAUUUACUUAGUACUUUAAAACAAAAAAAGAAGGCGAUAAAACUAAAAAAAUGUGAUUAACGUUUGCUUACCCAUUGCUUUAGCAAUGCAGUAACUUUUUGUUGGGAUCAGUCCCAUUUUUUGAGUAUAUAAAAGUUAAACAAAAACAAAAAACCCACAAUUGUAAAUUAGUAAUCGAACCAUUUUUUUCUGUUUCUUCCAAACAUUGUACAUUUAAAAUUAGUGUUCGUUGUUAAAUCAUCAUCCGCAUCGUCAUCCUUCUCAUACUAACUAGACGCAAGCGUCAUUGAAAAGUAACUAUGAAAAAAAAAAAGUAUGAAUAGCACAGAUGAUCUUUGGCAGUAUAGCCGGUCCUCCUCCGUGUCCUGCCUGGCGAGGAGGACAUAAUUUCGAUCUUUUUGUCCAGUAUUAAAGUAACAGCAAUCAUCUUCAUUUAAAGCGGAAUGUGCAAUCAAUAGCUAGCUGUGUGGAAUUUAUUUGAUGAAUGUUCGUGAGAUACAUAUUUUGUCAGUAAGAAAAUGUGAUUUUAUUUUAUUUGAAAGUUUUUAUUUUUUAAUUUCAUUUUCAAGGAAAAUUGGUGAAAUUUAGUGUGACAGUCUUAAAAUAGACAAAAGCUAGAAACCAAUUUAAAUUGGUGAUACAGAAUGAGUUUUUAAGAAAAACGGGGAGGGGUAAAAUGUAGAUAGAAAGAGAUAUUUAAUGUUUGAUGACACAAAAAACAGUUUGCAAGAUAACGAUAGAGAGAAAGACACAAAGAAAAUGUUGAUGUCUCAGAACUGAUUCUUUUUUUUGUGAAGAAGUACAUCUUACUCUAGUAACGAAACACUUGCAUUUGAAAUGCAUAAAAACUGCAUAUCACUAGAGGAAUUCCAAACCAAAAUAUCUUGAUUAAUAGUUGAAAUAUUCGCCAAACAAGUGACAUAAUAAUAGGCAUACUUUUUGUGCACAGUAUUGAAGCUUGAUUAACAGUACUACUGUGCAUAGUGCAGCAAAAUCACAAAUUUAGUUCGUUGAUAAAUAUAAAUAUGCUUUAACAUAUUCUUAAUACAGCUCAAAUGUUUGGAAUCGCUUUACUAAAUAUUGCCGCACCCCCAAAAUUGUCACCAUCACCUGCAAUGGGCAAAUAGCUUCGUGUUUCCGAUGACCUAGAAAGCUGCGACCUUGAACAAACUUGUUCAGGAGGUCAAAAACUUCUGGAUGGUUGAUGAUUUAGUACGGAGCUUCACCGCUAAGUGACGCUAGAGUACAUGCAACUGCAUCGUAUUUUGACCUUAACCUCUUAGAAAGCUGCGACCUCCAAAAAAUUUAUUUAGAUAACCAAGGGUUUUUAGUUGCCCUUGUUUUGACUUUGACUUAUAUUUCUGUUUUUUAGCAAAUUACAAUCUUGAGCAAAAUUCUUUAAAAGAUCAAGGGCUUCUUUUUGAUGGACAGUUUAGUGUGGAGUGCUAUUAUUACGUGGCGCCCUUCCUCGUAUAUCGAUUUUACUUUAUCCCGCGAUUCUUAUUCCCUAGAAAGUUGAGGUCUUCGUCCAAUACUACCAGUGAUGGAGUCACUAAAUUAUUUAAAUUUAGUUCACUGAGAUUUGAGCUACAACCCUCAAAUAGGGUGUAAAAAUAAUUCAAUAGAAUGAUGUCAAUGGUAUCGGGAGCCCUGAGUUGAUUUCUAAGUAGUUAGAUUCUCUAGAUAAAAUUUGUUUGUAACAUUUAAAACUACACCGCACACGAGCAACACGUAUGGGUCUUUGGAAAUGAAACUGUUCUUAAACCAAAAGCUAUUGGCCUCUAUAAAAACUUUGCUCAAGACCGCAGUUUUUUAAGCUUAAUUUCCAAAAAAUUCCUAAGAAUCUCCUUAGAUUCCAGUACGACAUAUACACACAAUUGGAGGGAAUAAGUAUAGCGAAUAAAAUGAAAUUAAAAGUAGCUGCCAAUAUCUGCCUUUCCACAAGUUGUGUUCUCUUGAAAAUUGUGUCAUAAAAUUGCAAAAACAGACAUAACUCCUCCAAAUUAAGAGAUAGCGAUACACUUUCUUCUGAAAAAAUAUGACAAUUAAUCUUAUUUUGAAGUUUGUAGAACACUUUAAUGUUGGCAAAACUAGGAUAAGAGCGUUAUCACCCAAAAACAAAUUUUAAGUGGGUGCUUUACUUUUAUACCUUAUAACUUUGUCAGGUUAAAAAAUAGAAUUUUCCAAUCUUCUACAAAUUUGCUCGAAAUAGCUAGUUCUACAACGUGCCGGAAGAAAGUUACCAAGUUCAUCAAGAAAUAAAAAAACUAUUUUUUUUUAUUUUGGUGUACACCCCCCUUAAACAAAAAAAUUUAUCACCCAAAUGAAGUACUCAUAAAACUGAGAAACUUUCUAGAAGACAUCGAAACGCUCAAACCAUGCGUUUCGUCACACACACCAAUGUCCUACUAUUUUUGGUUUUGUCCCACUGUGUAGCGUUGAAAAGCGAGCGUGAAGCAAAACCUUUCUCCUCCUUUCUGCUUGAGAACGAGACAUAUUCUACGCUUCUCAAGUCUUUUUCGCACACGCUUUCGAGAAACUCUUCAUUCUUCAUACACUCGUCGGAGUAGAAGCUAACGUGCACCGGAACGCAAAAACUCUUUUGUCUUGUUACUCGACGACUAUAAUAGAGUACGCGAGUUCUUGCUUGCGGGUUGAAGUACGCGACUUAAAUUGCUCAAUUAGGAGGAGUGAUUGGAAAAAUGUGUUCUAAAACAAAAAUGCUUUUUUUCAUUUCCCCGGUUUUGCUUGGUACAUCAGCAGCCGAGAAUGUGCCUACAAUAGUCUAAUGUAAAACCAGCCGAAGGAAACCGCUUCAGGAGUAGUGCGAUACCCUACUCGAAAUAUUUUUUCAUCCCUCCGCAACCAUCGCAAUGCAUCUGGAAACAAUUCUAGAUAAACAUUUCAAAAGGUCCUAUCUGCUUUCAUCAUUUUUCGGGAGCGUCCUUUAUUUUGGUAAUGGUUCAGCUUCAGUAACUCUCCGAAGCGUGGUUUUCGUUCAGAACGUUAGAGGGAUCCCUCCGCUAUCAACUGGUGCAAAUAACGUGUAAUAAAAGGUGUUUAAUAAGUUGUGGUGAUCGAAUGAAAGUGAUCGAUAAAAAAAUCGAUCAAAGCAGAUAAGACCUUUUGAAAUGAUUCUCUAAAAUUGUCUUCGGCUGGUCGUGCUCGCGACUAGGGGUGUGUAGACAUCAGUGUGUGAUUUCGGGAGCGAAUGCGAGUUUGCGUUCAUCCGAAAAAAAUCGUGUGAAUCAAAACUUAUUGCCGAGCAAAAAAAAAAAAAUGCGAUAAAGAAUGAGAAAUAGCUAGAGUGAUAAUUACCCCAGUGUGUGAUAUCGAGAGCAAGGAAACCUCACUUGAGGUGUUGCAUGCUGUUUAUGAGCGAGAUUAACAACACUGCUUUCCAUCAGUUAUCUUCCACUCGACAAAUCUACAAUCUCAAAGUUGAAAAUCACACUCUACUACAGAGCCGACGUCACACUGUUUUCCCGAGUGGGUAGUAAGAAACAGGGAAGGUUCAUGGGUGCCUUCUGGCAGUUAACUGGAACAAUCGACAUGGCGGGCGAAAACAUGCGUUUAGGCAUAUUUUUGUGUUCUCUCUUCGUCCGAUUUAUCAAUUUUUCCUCAGUUUAGCGACAAAACUGUUGGAGUAGAUCCUACGCUUCAGUUUUGCCCAAAAACUCUUGAUGGGGCGCAGCUAGGAGACACUCCAUCGCCUUCAACAAAUGCUCCGAGUAGUGGGCCGACGACAGAUCUAGCCAAUACACCGCGUUUCCGCCCUUUUGGCAUUUCUUGAUGAACGACGCAACUUCCGACAGGCACUUCUUACUAUAAAUUUCCCCGUUUACGGCCAGUCCGGAGCGAAAGAAGAGCCGCUUUGACUUUGAAAUCCAGUAAAAUACAAAGUGCCCCGCCAGUCGUUGCCAUCCAUGUUCGCCAGCUAAUUUUCACAGUUUGAUCGGUCUUCAGCAUCUUUUGGAGCUUCUCAUCGCUCACGGUCGUCGGGCUUUCUAUCGAUGCUUGAUUGUUGUCCAAUGGUGCCAAGAUAUUGUAGAUGCCGAAACGGGCGUAUCCCCGACGUCCCCGAUAUCCGUUUUUGACGUCGCGGGGUACCGUUCUUUGAACGCGCACACUUUUGAAUGAAAUAGUUUCACUGUUUUCGCUAUCACGGAUAGAGUUUGAGUCAAUUUUUUUUCUACUGACUCAUGGGUUAUUAUGAUUGGGUUGUUUUGUUAGUGCGUGUAAUGGUAAACCCAUGCAAAGUCGGCAUUUUUUUGCAUUUGUUAAUGCAAACGUUAAGGCUCAAGAGAUUUGUCAACAAGUCUCCAUCCAAACUUAAUCGGACUUCUGGGAAGACUCCACUUACAGUUCCAUUCAAAACCAUCAAAAAAUUACAUUCUAUUUCGUUUUGUCCUAUAAUUCCGUGUGGGUAAGUACCCACAGGGUGUUUUCCGAGUGGGUACUACUACCUAUACUACCCACAUCAACCGCCGGCCCUGCUCUACUACGCAAAAUUUGAUCAAACCCAAAGCAUUGUACAGAAUAAGGAUGGUUCAGCAGGGCAAUGAAUAAUUGUUUGUUAGUAAAAAUUAUAAAAAAAAAACAUUCUUCCCGUGUGUCCCGUUUCCCCUUUGAGGAAAUCUGCUCAGCCUAUCAAUAAUGCGACGUAUCUCAGAUACAACCCUAUACUUUUUCGAUUUUGUUAUUUUUUGUGAUUUUAUUCCUCUGAAGUAAUAUUUCAAAACGGCCUAUUCACAACUCAGUAAUUGCAUGUUUUUCGGAGGACAGAAAAAUUUAAUCAACCGUAGACCUACGUUAAAGAAAAUCACCCACCCUAACCGAAAAGUCCCAAAAUCAAAUAUAACUACUGCCAAAGCAAAAGCAAAGCAAAGCCUUGAUACUACAUUCCGAUUCGGAACUCGACCUUCUGUUUACUAUACACAGACUUCGCAGUCAACUGUUUGCGGGGUUGCCGCUACGAUGCUACUGACACUAACAGUCUCUCCCGAGCCGGGACUCGAACCCGCGACGAUUGGCUUGUUAGUCCAGCAUAGUUCCUCAAGACCAGCUGGAAGGUUCAUCACUACUGCCUUCUAGCAGAAAACAUCCGCAGGUUUUUGCUUUAAUGUUCGAGCAACAAAGUAAUGAAAUUUCAGCCAAAUUUUAUAAUCGGUUCAACGUAGGUCUACGGUUAAAAAAUAAAGUGUUUGCUCAUUCGUUUCGUUUUCCAGUUUUUAUGAGUCAAAUAAAAGUUUUUUAUGUUUUGUUGGAAAGAGAAUCUCUAAAGUUUGAAAAAAAACUUUUUCGAAAAAUCUUCAAAUUCGUCCCCUUCUUAUACAGAACGAUGCCAAAUAAUGAUGUACCGUAUGCCGGGGUAAGAUUAGGCUAGUGGGGGUGAGAUUGUGCCAUAAAACCGCAUUGUUUGUCAGCCAUCUCAUACUUAACAAAGAAAGACUAGUCUUCGGACCCGGAAGAGAUAGCUGACAAGCCACGGGUUGGAUGGCACAAUCUCACCCUGGCUGACGGUAUUAUUACAUAUUUCCAAUUGACUUCUAUAGUUUUUUCUUCCAACAUUCUCCAUUAUUUUAUUAGAUUGGCAUGAAGAUACUACGAAUUUGAAAUGUUGAUUUUUCCAAUACUUUUCAAUGUUUUAAUUCAAUUAUAUGCAACUGUUUUUUUUUCAACUAAAGGUUAGUCACUUUUUGAAUUAUAUCGUUUGUUAAAGUUACUAGCGAAAACAUAUGAAAAAAAAAUGAAAUGAAAAAUUUCCUUCGAAGAAAUUUAGAGAGGAAGUGAGCGCGGAAGAGAAAGUACAAAUGAAAUGUAGGGAGUGAGAGAGAGAGGUAGGAUGUGCCUUUUUUUUCCUUGAAAAGACUUGGACUGAACCACCAAAUUGUGGUUUCUAUUAGAAAUUGAAGAAUAAGCAAAAGAGAGCGAGGUUUAAUUAUUUAAGGGUAUAACGUAAACUAGAGAUAUUACCACAAUAUAUCUAACUAAUGGUUGCAGUGGUCAUAGGCUCCUACAGAAAAAAAAAAACUAGAGAUAUAGGAGCGGGGGAGAAUGAGAAAAGAGAGAGAAAACAAAUGGCAGCGGCGGAGAGUGGAUGAAGCCGAACUACAAUAUAACUGCAGAGAGAAAAGCUAGAGAGAGCAAUAGAUGUUUUAAAAAUAGUUUCGAAGGGGAUUUGGAGAAAAAGUCAAAGUUAGAGAGUAAGAGAUAAAAAAGUGAAGGUUAGAUUUUUUUACAAAAAAGUACACAAAGCUUGCUACAAACAAAAUUAUAACGAGAGAGUUUUCUAGAAUGAAACGUCGAUGAGAUAUAGAAGAGCGAGGGAACAAUAACUCGUCCCGGACUGCUCUUUGUAGCUUGAAAGCGGACAUCUUACAUUAUUUGACAGCGUUUUUUUUGUUGUUGUUUUUUUUUUCAAACUACACCCUGUUUUCGGGUGUAGUCCGGGACAGAAAAAAUUUAGUUUUGAGUGCAAAAAAACUGCUACAGAGUGGAAGUGUAGUCCUGGUGUAGCUACACCGCAAAAAUGAAUUCAACGUCAGAGUAAAAUUUUGAAUAGGGAGACUAGAGUAAUUUUAUGCUGAAAAGGGAGAGAAAGGUUAGCGGUGAGUAUGUAUAAACGAAGUAAAAAGAAUAUUUUUAUGCAAAAAAAAAAAAAAGAUUUUCGAGUAAAAAAAAGGAGGAAAAGUGUGUUAAUAGCUUAAGUAGAAAAAAAAACAGAUUUAAAGUAUCAGAAGAAAUUUGGAAAAAAAGAACAAAAAAGGAAGAGAGAGAUAGUUUGGAGAUGCAGAAAGAUAGAGAGUUUGUGUUAGAUUUUGUUUUAUUUAUUUAUUUUGUUUUUGAAACUCGGUUCAGAUAUUAAUAUUGAAAAACUCGAAUCAAAUGGUUUAACGAAAGCAAUCGCGAGAUAUACUCAUAUUAAAGAAUAGCGAGAGAUAAAGAGAGAGAAAGUGGGCCUUGAAGAACACCUUCACCGUCACCGCCCUUCCGGCGAAGCAUCCUUUCGAAGCCGGAACAAAAGCGUUCUAUCAAUCAAUUGUUCGCAGUUCGUUGACCUCCUGUUCUUUUGCAUCGAAAAAACUUUAAAUCCCUAAGAAAUCUUCGAUUGAAUGACAUUGAGAUAGAUUCGUUGGAGCGCGUAUUUAGGGUACAAAUUGAGUUGAGUGCCUGUUUUUUGAUAGUUUAUACGCUAUGCAUAUUUAUUUGCAGUUUUAAAAUAUUUAAUUAUUUCAAACUUUUUGAACGAUCGUGCUUUGGGUAAAAGAUUUAAAAAAUUGGAAUAUUUUUUUUAUAUUUCACAGCUUUUUAACCCUCUAGUGCCCAAAUUAAUUUUUAGACGGACUUCGAAAAGAUCACUGUGAUGCUAUAUAAACACUUUUUAAGUUCUUAUUGAAGCUUUUUAGAGGUUCAACUGAAGACCGUCUGAAGGCGGCACUGGGCACUAGAGGGUUAAGCCAAUUUAAAUUUUUUUUCUAGUCUCUAAUCCCGGUUUCUGAAUUACUCAUAUCGGGUGGUUUCGAAAUACCGUGUGAAGUUGAUUCGCGGCCUCUGGGCAUUAUCCUGGUUCCAGUAACACCUAUUUACAUGGUGUCUGGCUGUUUUCCAAAAACUGGAAGUCGCCACUUUAGCUUUAAAAAAGGCAACUGAAAUUGAUUCCUGGAUUUUGAGCGGAAAUACCACUUUUUUUUUUUUUUUGAAAAAUGUUUGGAACUGCUCGCAAUAACCCGGAAAAAUCUGCUUGAAGUCUGAAGAAAAUCUAUCCGUUCUCCCAAAAAAAUUCGCUCGCGCAAGCAAACGUUGAGAAGGUUAGCGCAAUUAUAAAAACACCAUCCCGGUUUCGAUAACACUGGUCACCACAGGUGUUGUAAAGCUCAAAUUGGAAAAAAUGAAAGAUUUAUACUUUUCAACCAUUCCUGUGAAUUUUGAUGCCCCUAGCUGUUAACAUUUUUUCAGAGACUUGAAUAAGUUUUCUCGUAAACAUAACGUUGAAGCGACAACCCAGCGAGCAAUUACCAUGCAACGCUUUGACAUACGAUUACGCAUUUCUUCACUGGUUACAGGCACCAAAUUGCACAGGAAUGGCUAAAAAACUAUAAUCUUUUUUUAUACUGAGCUGGGACAGCAUUUUUGCCCUUUCAUCGACCAGUGUAAUACUCAUAAUGAAUGGAAUUUGCCCAUAGUAGGCUGUUAACCAGGUAUCGGAGCCGCUAUCUUGGAUUUGAAAAGGGUAUCUGCCGCUGAUCCUAAACUUUUGGGUAUUAUCUCGUUCACAGGAAUACUCACAUUGGAUGGUAUUCAACAUGUGAGAUUUGACCUUGUUGGUGAAUUGAAAAUUUAGUAAUCAGUUAGCUACCGUAUGAGACUUUUCAUUAAUAAAUUAUUUUUUCUCACGAGUUACUUUUGGAAAAGGCAUAUUUUGUUCUGAAAACUUUCAAGGUGAAUCUGUGUCUGCCAGAAACCGCGUUACUAUUUCCGAGUCUUUUGUCUCUGAAAAUUAGAGAAAGUUCUAGGGAUAGAGAAACAUUUUGUAUCAAAAAAAACCCUUUUUCUCUAAUGGUUUAGUUAUUUCGCAGUUAACUAAAUCAGAAAAAAAGAAUUUAAGAAAUUUAAUAAAAUGUUCAGAUUGACUCUCUUCAAUAUAAAACUUGAAUGAAGAUAUAUAGACAGAAGGAGAGAGAUUUUCAGGGGCAGGAAAAGGAUAAAGCUGGAAAAGAAUAAGACCACUGAGGAGGAAUAGAGAAAAUCAGAUGAGAGAAUGCAAGAGAGAGAAUUUUCUAAUGCAAAAGAUGGGCUAAGUUAGGGAAGAACCCAACUCCUAAGAAAGAAAUUUUAAAAAGAGAGGUUUGGAGACAUUUUACGGGGAAAAAGUCGUUGAGAGAUAAAGAGAAGAGAGAGAUUAGACACAAAAAGAGAAGGGAGAUGCGAGAGAAACUAGAGUGAGUUAAAGAAGAUAGGUGUUUUGAAUUCAGAAAGGUUUUGCUAAGAAGAAGAGAUAAUUUUUUGAAAGAGUGAGAAGUUUUGAAGAAAUAGAGAGAGAAGUAAGGAGAAAUCAGCUAGAGAGAGAUUUUGGAGAGAGAGAGAUUUUAGAGAGAGAGAGAGAGAAAGAUUUUAGAGAGAGAGAGAGAGAGAAAGAUUUUAGAGAGAGAGAGAGAGAGAGAGAGAGAGAGAGAGAGAGAAAGAUUUUAGAGAGAUAGAGAUUUUAAAGACAGAGAAAGAGAGAGAGAGGAGAAAAGAAAAUGAUUUCGUGUGUAAGACAGAUAGUUUUUUUUAGAGAAGGCAAAUCGAAGGCAAAAAUUAAUUAGAGAAGAAUAUUUUGGCAAGCAAUAUAUUUCGGAAACAUGUAUAGACAUUUAAAAGAUCCCUAUUUGGUAUAAUUCUACUUAACAUUGCUCUUUGAAAACUAUCAUUUUUAUAAUGAAAUUAUUGGUAUGUAUUUUGUUUCUUCAAGUUUUUUUAUUGAAGAUUACAUUUUCUUGCUAACAUUUAGUUUGUUUCUACCGAACUCUACUUGCGAACUUUCGUUAAAAACUCAAUAAUGUUUAUUUCAAAGCACAUCAACACCUUCAAUAUUAGCUAGCUAUUGAUUGUGUCCCCUCUGUUCAAAUUCACUAACCAAUGUCAAUAACAAGCCCCCAAAGCAAACAUGAAUCGUACAAAACUAAUAAGUUAAAUAAUCCCGAAGCAGUAUACAGUGUUGAAGUAAAUUUCACACUUAAAAAACCGACAAAUGCAAAUCAAUUUUUUUUAGAUUGAAAAACCAUUUUAACACACUGCGUAACAUUUUAGUUGGAGGCAGCAAUGUUUUUCGUUGAUACAACAAAGUUUGUUAACGGUAGCAUGCCUUUAGUCCAUUCCGCCAUCCGCCUGAAACAGCAGCAAGAAAGAUCACAUGACAGUAUACUAACUAAACCAUGUAAAAAGUAGGUAAUAAAAGAAUCAUCACAUGACUAACUUUUUUUAGAGCGAGAAAUUCAACUACAAUAAAAAGAAAAAUAAUGUGACAAUAUUGGCUGAAACUAAUUGGCAAACAAACACUGUAAAUAAUUGCAUUAAACCUCACCUACUAACAAGCAAAUUCAUCAAUCUUACACUACGGCGCAAGCGAAGCAAGAAGUGAUCUUUACUCCAAAACAAAACUAAAACUAAUAAAAUAUAAUUAUUAAAUGCGACAUAACACAUAAACGAAUAAAAGUGCCUUCAAACUAAUGUUUCUCCAUUAUUGGUGAGAAAAGCAGAAAAUAAAACCACACAUACACACACACACACCGCAACAGAUUAGUAG
This is a messenger RNA of Wyeomyia smithii (pitcher-plant mosquito), 13860 nucleotides long. RefSeq names its product katanin p80 WD40 repeat-containing subunit B1 (gene kat80). Gene Ontology annotation, molecular function: microtubule binding. The record is from RefSeq and is a predicted model, not a curated record. Gene Ontology annotation, biological process: microtubule depolymerization; microtubule severing. Lineage: Eukaryota; Metazoa; Arthropoda; Insecta; Diptera; Culicidae. Bases 335 to 2986 code for a protein of 883 amino acids. The transcript has 5 exons. Gene Ontology annotation, cellular component: katanin complex.